GUACUAGGGGCGCAUGCGUGAUCACAUGACUUUGAUGACUACCGUAGACAAUAUGGAGGAUGAUGUGUUAUGAAUGAUGAGCAAAAUAAUAGACGUCGCAUGUUGGUCACUGAUAAAAAUAGCCACGUUUUAAUUAAAACUGUGCUCUGCACAGUACUGAUUUAGUCAAAUCUAUCGUUUUCAAUUAUGUCUGGUAAGAUGGCGUCGGAGACAAUAUAUGGGACUCAUGAAGAGACCCAUGUAAUGUCUGAGAAAGUUCAGUCAUUGGCAGCCACUGUCUACAAGGAGUUCGAGAAAGUCAUCAAACGUUACGACGAGGAUGUCGUGAAAGACCUAAUGCCACUUGUUGUUGGGAUAUUGGAAACACUGGACUCUGCUUUCACUGAGAAACAGGAACUUGAUGUAGAAAUAGAAUUGUUAAGGGAAGACAAUGAACAACUCCUUACACAAUAUGAAAGGGAAAAACAGCUGAGGAAAGGGUCAGAACAGAAAUACCUAGAGAUGGAAGACUCAAACGAGGGUGUGAAGAAAGAGCUGCAGGACAAAGUGGAGACACUUGAGUCCAUCCUUCGCAUGUCUGAGAUCAAAGCAAAAAAUUCUGCAGACCAUGUGAGUCGACUUGAAGAGAAAGAGAAUGAAUCGAAAAAUGAAUACAACAAACUCCAUGAAAGAUACACUGAGCUGUUUCGAACCCACAUGGAUUAUAUGGAGAGGACAAAGAUCCUGAUGGGGACGGACAAGAUAUCAGACCUCACUGGACUCAGUCCUAGAAUAAACAAAGGCGGUUUCAGUCUCCCGGGGCUGCGUCCGGUGAGUGUGGCCUACGGGGGCAUGAUGGAGUUCCAGAAGGGCAUGGAGGGCAGCCCGAUGGGAUUUGUGGACGCCAGCACACCGCAGAGCACCGGCAACGUUAGCCUCAAGAGCGAGCUGGACGCGGAGUCGCCCAAGAAGGAGUCGACACCGGCUCCGGCCGAGGCCCCGGUCACAGAGGUCAAGGAGGAGCUCAGCCAGAGCACCGAUGUCACGGAGAAAGCCACAGCCACAACACCCAUGCGUAUCUCAGAGGGCCCCUCAGAGCCGACGAUGCCCCCCUCCCCAGCUCCCUCACCCGCAAGUCCCAGUGUAGGGCCAGACUCUAGACUGUCUGCAAGUUCUAGUGAGCAAAGUGAAUCUGUGAUAGACAAAGACUCAAGUGAUAGGCACACAAACAGGGCGCCGGGCUCCGAGCCUGGCCACACGCAAGGGGAGAGCACUCCCGUGGUACUCAGGAGGAAGAAGAAACGUUCAGAGGAGGCGGAUGAAAGUAGAUUUGAAGACCAAUUAAGUUUUGAAGAGGACCAUAUACCUGGGCUGAACCAAACUCUGGCGGACAUUGUAGCAACGACGCCUGAGCUGGAGGAGUCACAUGAAUCGAUGGCCUCGCAGGGCAGUAUUGGCAAGCGCAAGUCUGUACGCAAUGAUAACUCUAUAUUCGAGGAGCUCUCCGUACAAGGCACAGACAUGAUCGCUGAGGUCGACUUUGGCGCGGACAUCACAGAUAGUGACGAGAACCCAGGGGAGGAUGAGGGGGAUGACGAAGACAAGGACAAUGAUAAAGAUUCUGUCGGGGAUAAUUUCUUUGGCAUGGGCAAAGAGCUGGAGAAUCUCAUCCUGGAGAACACAGAGCUGCUGGCCACAAAGAAUGCUCUCAAUAUUGUGAAAGACGACCUCAUUGCCAAGGUGGAUGAGCUGUCCAGUGAGCAGGAGAUUCUCCGAGAGGAGAUCACGUCUUUGCAAGCGGUUAAGAGCCGGCUGCAGCUGAGAAUCACCCAGCUGGAAGAUGAGCUGAAGAAGGUGAAGGAGGAGAAUGAUAGAAAGAAAGAACAUACAGAGAAGACAGAGGAAGAGGAUGACGUGCCGAUGGCCCAGCGCAAGCGGUUCACGCGUGUGGAGAUGGCGCGGGUGCUGAUGGAGCGCAACCAGUACAAGGAGCGGCUGAUGGAGCUGCAGGAGGCCGUCAGGUGGACGGAGAUGAUCCGAGCCUCGCGGGAACACCCCGGCGAGUUGCAGACGCAGAAGAAGAAAUCCACCGUCUGGAACUUAGCAAGAAUGGGGCACUUCAGCAACCUGUUCAGCUCCUCCAACAAGCCCAAGCGCCCGUUGCCGACGGCGACGGUCAAGUACAACGCGCCCACCACCCAGGUACAGCCCGUGGGCGACCCCAACAAGAAGCAACGCGACAAGGGAAACUCCAACCCCAAGUCCAAGGCCUACGACUUUCUGCAGGAAGAUCUAACAUCAGAGAAAGCCAAGAAGGAGCGCGAGCGUGAGCGCAAGGAGCAGUACAAGCAGGUGCGGGCGCACGUGAAGAAGGACGACGGUCGCAUGCAGGCCUACGGCUGGAGUCUCCCCGCCAAGUUCUCCACACACGUGCCCCGCGACACCCCGGGCAAGUCGCAGGUCCCAGUGCCGGUACCUGUCUACUGCCGGCCUCUCUUUGAUAACCAGACAGGAUGGAAGAUCUGGUGUGCGGCCGGUGUGAACCUGACAGGUGGCAAGACGCGUGAUGGGGGAAGUAUUGUCGGCGCCAGCGUGUUCUACUCCGACCCUCCCUUGGAGGUGGAGGAGGCAAAGACAGAUGUGGACAAACUGGACAGGGAGCUCAAGGAUCAUGAGAAGAGCGUGAAGGACGCGGACAAGGAGGAGAUGUCGAGCCUGGUGUGGGUGUGUACCUCGACCCACGAGGCCAGUCGCGUGUCGGUGGUGGAUGCCAACAACCCGGCAGACGUGCUCGAGACGUUCCGGGUGUCCGUCUCUCACAUCCUCUGCAUCGCCAGUAUCCCAGGUGCCGCUGAGGGUGACUACCCGGUAGCAGAUGAGAUCUUGAAUGCCGAGGCCCCUCCCAGCCUGCCCAAGGUCACGGUGGUGUCCACAGGCUCCAGCCCGACCAAUGGCUCCGAGUCGACGGGUCUUGGAGGGGUGACCUUUGUCCAGUGUGCCACGGGCGGUUCGAGCCCUGUCAGUGCCUCGCCUGUUGGCUCACUCAGUGACACCAGAUCGGAUGUAGCCAGUUUGAAGGGAGAGGAUACUGAUAGUGUAAAGGGUAGUGUUGGUGGUGGUGAUAACGGAUCCGAUGCCAAGGAAGAUGGUGACCCACUAGGUGCGGCGGCCCAGGAAGAGAUCUCCCAGCCACAAGUGUUCCGUGCCAAGGGCUCCCCGGCUUCCUCCGGCUCCAACACCCCAACCCACACCUCACGCCUGCCUGACGGGAAUUCUGCUCCAGAGCUGGUACAAGAUGGUCAGUCGUCCCUGUCUGGUGACCACGACUUCCAGUCCAGCGAAGCGGAGGGUCUGAGCAGUGUCCUGCCCACCAUGUGGAUGGGCUCCCAGUCAGGAAGACACGUGAAGGGACGAGUGCUAGUCUCCCUGGCUGACGGAACAGUGGCCAUCUUCCAUAGGGCCUCAGACGGUCAGUGGGACCUACUCAACUACCACCUCCUGGACCUGGGCCGGCCCAAGCAGUCCAUCCGCUGCAUGACCGUGGUGGCCGGGAAGCAUGUCUGGUGCGGAUACAAGAACAAGAUACACAUCAUUGAUCCCCAGAACAUGGCCAUUGAGAAGAGCUUCGACGCUCACCCGCGCAAGGAGAGCCAGGUUCGUCAGCUGUGCUGGGUGGGUGACGGUGUGUGGGUGUCCAUCCGACUAGACAGUACCCUGCGACUGUACCACGCCUACACCCACCAGCAUCUACAGGACGUCGAUAUAGAGCCCUACGUCUCCAAGAUGUUGGGCACGGGCAAGUUGGGCUUCUCCUUCGUGCGGAUCACCGCCAUGCUCAUCUCGUGCAACCGGCUGUGGAUCGGGACUGGGAACGGAGUCAUCAUCUCUGUGCCUCUCUCUGAGAACAACAAACAGCCGAUGAUCACCACGUCCAGCAGUCUCGGUGCCGGCGGAGGCCCCAGCGGCGGGGGUCGGCCAGGGGGCGUGAUAAGAGUGUACAGCGACACUAAGACGGACAGCGUGACCCCGGGCAGUUUCAUCCCCUACUGCUCCAUGGCCCAGGCACAGCUCUCCUUCCACGGUCACAAGGACGCGGUCAAGUUCUUCGUCUCCGUGCCAGGAACCCAGCGUCAGGGCAUGAGUGCGGCCGCGGAAGUAACGUCCUCCUCCUCCACCCCACCGCCGCGAGGGGAAGCCACUCCGGCGCCUCCCACCAACACCCGCCUCAUCCUCUCCGGUGGGGAAGGCUACGUCGAUUUCCGAAUGGGUGACGGAGACGACGACGACCCCACGGUUGUCCAGCAGGUCACCAACGACGAUGAUGACGAAGACCCCAAUAAGCCGGGCAGUUCGCUGACAAAGGUGGACCGCAGCCACAUCAUCGUCUGGCAGGUCACGGCCCAGGACUGACCACCGCGGUUGUCCGGCCAGCGACCUCCAGCGUCGGGUCUGAGCUGCCACAUCGUCACGUCGGGAGCAGAUUGCUCGGCUCAGCAGAGAUAAUGCACAGUUCACCAGCGGAUGCGUUUUUGGUUUUUCGGCUUGUUGUAACCUUGUACAUCAGCAGGCCUACAUCAUUAAAAUAAUGAAGAUAUAACAGAAAAGUUACUAAAAUUAAUUAACAGAAUACAUGUAGUUCUAGAAACAACACUUGUGAACUGAGGCCAUACAGGAGUUUAUUCACUCCUGGCUUUCCGUUUUCUCUGGAAACGUGACCCUCCUAAUGUCGACAGCCGAUUAAAUUUCCAUAAUUUGAGUCCCUGUUUUCUUUCGUUUACCCUAUAUAUAUAUUUUUUUUAGAUCGCCAUGUUAAUGGCCUUUUUCUUGCUUGGUUUGCCAGUUCUCAAGCUUUUUUUUUAUGCAACAUAGUGAAAUCAUAGAGUUUCCUCUGAAACAGGAAUCUAUUCGUUAGCGACACUUGGAGGGUUACGAUGAAUGAGUUGAGAGAUCUGUCCAUGACAGUGAUGAUAUCUGGCAUCAGCCGCAGCUGGCUGGGACGUCUGGUGUCGUGUCGCACCUCGCAAACAGAGAUCAGAAUGUUUUGAAAUGACCGAUGGAAGGUUCUUUUGUAUCACUGGAAAUGUCUUAUUUGAUAGGUCACACUAUCUUUUUUGAUAAGCCUCACCAUUUACAUCACAUGGAAUUUUUGUCGUACUAACAUACACCUGGAUGUUCUGUGAUAAGCAGGGUCCUGUCGGAGCUGGUGAAAAAAAAAGAAUGUUUUGAAAACUGACAGACAUUCUUUCACAUUGAUAAAUUGGGUCUUCCACUAAGGAAGCAAUGUCUAUUUUGAAAUGGAAACACUUUAUUGUGAGACUCUUGGUGUUUUAUUAUUGCGUAAAUGAGUGGAAGAUAACCAUCGAAUGUCAAUUCCGAAUUCGAUAAUGUGGGUCCCGUCUUUUUAGCUGAUUUUAAAGAAUUUUCACUGUCAUUUCUUUUCUUUUUUUAUGUCUUGUUUGGAGGUGUGGAACGACGUUAUUUCAGAAUCCUAGCAACAGCUGCCAGUAAAACCGCUCGGAACUGACACUGGGGUAUACUUUCUUCUCGAAACACGAGUGAAUUAUAUUGUGAUUGCUUCUCGGUGUGUCUGUCAGUUAUCUGCCUUGGUGCUCGUCUGCGUUGUUGUGGCGUGGUGCAAGUUCAAGGUCUUUUCACAAAAAGCUGUGUGGUUGUUUUUUUAAUCUGCUGUUUUUAGACAUUCACUACAAUACGAAAAGAAAAGAAGAAAAAAAAAA
This is a messenger RNA of Aplysia californica (California sea hare), 5714 nucleotides long. Its product is annotated as C-Jun-amino-terminal kinase-interacting protein 4. Lineage: Eukaryota; Metazoa; Mollusca; Gastropoda; Aplysiida; Aplysiidae. Gene Ontology annotation, molecular function: JUN kinase binding; kinesin binding; signaling receptor complex adaptor activity. Gene Ontology annotation, biological process: vesicle-mediated transport. The record is from RefSeq and is a predicted model, not a curated record. Gene Ontology annotation, cellular component: cytoplasm.